GCGGUGAAAUAAUAACCAUACAACGCAAUGGCCAGAACACCAAGCUGCUACUACUUGUUAACCAUCAUCCUACUCCUAGCAGCACUAGCACUAGCCACCACCACCACCUCCGCCGUCGCUGCCGCUGCAAACGGGAGCUGCGUCGCGGCCGAGAGGGCGGCGCUGCUCUCCUUCAAGGCCGGCAUCACAAGCGACCCGGCCAAUCUCCUCGGCUCUUGGCAUGGCCGCGACUGCUGCCAGUGGAGCGGCAUCAACUGCAGCAGCCGGACCGGCCACGUCGUCAAGCUCGACCUCUACAACCACUUCUUCGAGGAGGACUACAAAGGGAACGUCCUCAGCCAUUCGCUCUCGCUGCGCGGACAGAUAAGUUCUUCGCUUCGUUCUCUGCGAUAUCUCAAGCAUCUAGACCUCAGCGCCAACAAGCAUCUCGGCCAUGGAAUGCCCAUACCAGAUUUCGUGGGUUCUCUUGAUCGCCUGGUGUUCCUGGACCUCUCCUUCAUGAAUUUCAGUGGUAGAGUGCCUCAGAAUCUUGGGAACCUCACCAAGCUGCUAUACCUUAACAUCUUCAAUUACUACGGCGCUACUCACUCGGAUAUUUCCUGGCUGCCACGCCUACAAUCGCUCCAAUCUCUCGAGUUAGGCGGUGUCAACCUCAGCUCAGCGGUUGACUGGUUCCAUAAGGUCAACGCCCUUCCCAACCUGGUUGCACUCAGUCUCGAUAACUGUGCCCUUAAUAAUAGCCUCACUCAUACUACUACUGCUUCACCACCUCUACUCCACAACCUCACUCUUCUUCAGCUCCUUGAUCUCUCCCAAAACCACUUAAACAGUCGAGCUGCAAACAACUGGUUUUGGGGUGUAACAAGCCUCAAGUCCCUAUACAUAUACGACUGUGGGUUCGCGGGAGCAUUUCCUGACGAGUUAGGAAACUUAACCUUGUUAGAGACCCUUCACAUGCCAGACAAUAACUUUGUGGGGAUGAUACCUGCAACACUCAGUGGUCUCUGUAACUUGCAGUCUCUAACACUUAGCAACAACAUCAUCAGUGGGGACAUAGCAGACCUCAUAUACAGGCUACCAACAUGUUCUUGGAAGAACCUGCAAGUACUGUCUUUGGAGGGUAACAACAUCACAGGCACGACAUUAGAAGCAGUGCUACACCUAACCAGCUUACAAGUAUUCAACGUGAUUUCCAAUGACUUGAGAGGUCGCGUGCCUGUGGAGAUUGGGACACUUGCAAAUUUGACUACCCUGUACCUUGCGGACAACGGCUUCAGUGGUGUGUUAUCAGAAAGUCAUUUUGCCGGUCUGACGAAUCUGAAGCAGAUCGACUUAUCCAAUAAUCACUUGGAAGUCAUCGUGGGACCGGAUUGGGUACCUCCAUUCAACUUGAAUUGGGCCGAGUUCGGAUCAUGUCAUCUGGGUCCUCGAUUUCCUCAAUGGCUCCGGUGGCAAAAGGACAUUGACAAACUUCAUAUUCCCAACACAGGCAUCAUUGGUGAAUUACCGAUUUGGUUUUGGACUUCCUUUUCUCGUGCUACAUCUUUGGACAUCUCGCUCAACCAAAUUAGCGGCAAGUUGCCACUUAGUUUGGAGUUCAUGUCAGUGAGGAGACUUCUUCUCCAGUCAAACCAGCUAACCGGCCUAGUACCACUUUUACCAAGAUCGGUUGAGAUAUUGGACAUCUCCAGAAAUAAUUUAACUGGUUUUGUGGCAUCAAACGUUGGAGCUCCUUCUUUACAGUUUGCAAUUCUCUUCUCAAAUAGCAUAACGGGGGCUAUUCCCAAGUCAAUUUGUCAAUGGUCAAAACUUCUCGUCUUAGAUCUUUCAAGCAAUCUGCUGACAGGGGAACUACCUGACUGUGGCACAAAACAGCUGAAACACUGGGAUACAUCUAGCAACAGCACUUCAAUUGCUAAAAGCAAAAGUUCUUCAAGUUUGGAAGUCCGUACUCUCCUUCUAAGGAACAAUAGUCUAUCGGGUGGAUUUCCUCUAUUCCUAAGACAAUGCAGAAAUGUUGUUUUCGUCGAUCUAGCUCAAAAUAGAUUCAGUGGAAAGUUACCAGUGUGGAUUAGUAAAGAAAUGCCUGCUUUGGUAAUACUGCGGCUAAGGUCUAACAACUUUUCUGGAGAAAUUCCAAUUGGAAUAGCGAAAUUUCCCGCCCUUCGAAUUCUAGAUCUAUCUAAUAAUAACUUUUAUGGGGCUAUACCGCAACAUCUGGCAGGCUUAGAAGCUUUGGCUGCUACUGAUAAGGCUCUAGUUCCAGCAGAAAAUCCAUUCGAAGAAGAAUAUCAGGAAAUGUAUUGGUCCAGUGAUACCGGAUUGUUUAAUGAUAGCUUACCAGUGGUAAUAAAAGGGAAAGUACUUGGAUACAGAGAGAACGUCAUAUAUUUGAUGAGCAUUGAUUUAUCAUGCAACAGUUUGACAGGAAAAAUCCCAGAAGAAAUGAGCUAUCUAGCUGGACUGAUAAACCUGAAUUUAUCAUCGAACUUCUUGAGUGGACAAAUCCCAUACAAAAUUGGCAAUAUGCAAUCACUAGAAUCUCUUGACCUCACAAAGAACCAUCUCGCUGGUGAGAUUCCCUGGGGAUUAUCAGAUCUGACAUCGCUAGCCUACCUAAAUUUGUCAUAUAAUGAUCUAUCAGGAAGAAUACCCUCGGGCCGCCAACUAGACACACUCCAAACAGAUGAUCCUGCAUCUAUGUACAUUGGAAAUCCUGGUCUUUGUGGACGUCCAGUUCCAAAGACAUGUCCUGGAGAUCAACCAACUCAAGGAGAUUCGGUGGAAUGGCACAAACAUGGUCUAUUUCAAAUGGAUUUUCUGGUUAGCCUAGUUGUGGGGUUUGUGGCAGGCGUCUGGAUGGUAUUUUGUGGCCUUCUGUUCGCUAAGAAAUGGAGGGGUGCUUAUUUCAGAUUAUUUGACAAGUUAUGUGACAAGGUUUAUGUCAUCUCUGUUGUUACUUGGCACAAAUGGUCCGGAAUCAAUGGUGAAAAUUAAGCUAGUAUGAAAACGUAACUGAGGGUAUUGCUCUGUAUCAAGAUGUUGCUAAUCAAAUAAGGAGGUUGUGGGGGUUAAUACUACAUUAUUUUCUGUGUCGUGACUUCGUCAUUAUGGGCGAUUGACAUUAGGAUGUUAAAGCAGCGAUGGAUUUUAGUUUUCUUUAGGUGGCUUAUUCUUGCUGAGACUUUAAGUGAUUCAUGAGCUAUAAUACUUUGUAAGACUUAUGUGCUAAUAAAAUAAUAAUAAAAAUCA
This is a messenger RNA of Lolium perenne, 3252 nucleotides long. Its product is annotated as receptor-like protein EIX2. The record is from RefSeq and is a predicted model, not a curated record. Lineage: Eukaryota; Viridiplantae; Streptophyta; Magnoliopsida; Poales; Poaceae. Gene Ontology annotation, molecular function: protein binding.